GUCAUGUUCCAAGUUCUGUUUAAAAUAGGGGCAUAUAUACAAUGGGUUGGCACGGUAUCGUCACCUUAUUAUUGCCCUUGCUAGCUGUAGGCCUUCUUACAAAGAAUGCGAUCGCGGUGCAAGGCUGUUCGGAAGAGCCCAUCACGAGCCUUGGCAUAUUGCUGCCGUGGUAUGUGGGCCCCUGGGACACUCAAGCAUAUGACGUACUGGCCUCCUAUGGCCCUCGCUGCCUGGUGUAUGCCAUCGUCACCGGCGACGACAGCGGGCCGCCGACCAACAGCUUCGACCUGUACACCAGCGCCUUCACCAAGCUAACGAAAGCCGGUAUCAAAUUAUACGGCUACGUGCACACGAUGGCUGACGUGUCCGCACAUAAGGCCCGCCCGCUAGCUGAUGUGGUGGCUGACGUGAAUGCUUGGUACGACAAGUUCGGAUCUUUGUUGCUGGGCAUCUUCCUUGAUGAAGUGGAUGGUGCCACGGUCAACGUCAAGGCUCAGACGUACUACAGUUCCAUUGCCGACGCGGUCCGGCAGCGCAGCUCCACCGCCCGCGUGAUGUUCAAUCCGGGCACCGCCAUCACAUGCAAGCUGGCGGCACUGGCGGACGUCUACGUGCGCUUCGAGUCCUACGCCUCGGACUGGGCCACAGAGUACGCUGCCGGCGCGCGUUGCGACUGCGCCGACCAGGCCGCCUGCGCGCUGCUGCUGCAUGGCCUUGCGCCGCCUUCCGCCUCCUCCUCAAGUACGGCCGUCAAGCCGUCUGGCGCUACCCCGCUGGCCACCAUGCUUAGCACGCUGGUGACUCAGGCGGAGGGUCGGGCCUUCUCCUACAUCUUCGCGACGGAUCACGACAUGCCUGACCCAUGGGACGGUCUGCCGAGCUACUUUGACGCGCUGCUAAAUGCGGUGGCGCCGUUCACGACACCGCCGCCAGGGCAGGCACCCAAACCCUCUCCUCCAUCGCCACGGCCACCACCACCUAAGUUGGCUUCGCCGCCGCCACCACCACCACCGAAAUCGGCUUCGCCGCCGCCGCCGCCGCCACCGAAAUUGGCUUCGCCGCCGCCGCCGCUUGUAGUGAAGUCGCCGCCCCCCCCGCCGCCCUCACCCAAGGCAUCACCACCUCCCACGCCCCCGCCACCAUCGCCAAAGCCGCCGCCCCCUACGCCACCUCCAGCAAAGUUGUCGUCGCCACCGCCACCAAAGUCGUCGCCGCCGCCGCCAAAGUCGUUGCCGCCACCGCCAAAAUCGUCGCCGCCACCUCCGCCAAAAUCGUCGCCGCCACCUCCGCCAAAGUCGUCGCCGCCACCUCCGCCAAAGUCGUCGCCGCCACCUCCGCCAAAGUCGUCGCCGCCGCCGCCAAAGUCGUUGCCGCCACCGCCAAAGUCGUCGCCGCCACCUCCGCCAAAGCCCAUGCCGCCCCCUCCGCCGCCAACACCGCCUCCGCCAUCCUCCAAGCCAAGCCCGGCGGGCGUGUGGCGACCCACGGGUCAGUUGCGCUGGCAAUGGCAACUCAGCGGUGAGGACUUCCGCCCCAUGCUGCGCACCCGGCCUGAGGUUAUCGAUGUCGACGCCGACCAGGUGUCGAAGCUGCUGGCCCAGGCUGCGGAAGUGGGAGUGGCCCGCUCCAGCUUCAAGCUCAUCUGCUACUUCAGCGUGGGCACCUACGAGCCCGGCCGCGCAGCUGACGACCUGACCCUCCGCAACAUCUCCUGGGCGGCGCUGGAGAAGCGACUGGGCGGCGGCAGCGCCUCCGCCGGUGCCGCCGCUCCCGGUCCGCUGUACCUGGCCUACCUGGACGGUCCCUUCAGCGAUGAGAGGUGGCUGGCCAUCGACCUGCCAGCAACGCGGACGGCCCUGGUUAACGAGGUGAUGCUGCCCCGCAUGCGCGCCGCCGCGGCUUCUGGUUGCGAUGGGAUUGAGAUGGACAACGUGGAUGCGUACGGCAACGUGCCGCCCACCUCCUCCCAGUCCCGAGGCGUCACCACCGCGCACCAGCUCGCAUACAACGCGGCCCUGCUGGACGCGGCGCACGCGCUGGGGCUGUCGGCGGGGCUGAAGAACGCACUGGCGCUGCUGGGCGCAAACCUGCCGGACGGGCGCGCGGUGGCGGACGCGUACGACUGGUUCCUCAACGAGCGCUGCUGGGAGUUUGAUGAGUGCGACUACUACGGCAAAUACGUGAAGCGCCCCGCCUCCGUCAUGGGUGUCGAGUACUGCGACUCCAAGCAGCAGUUCGGCACCGGCUCCCGCAACCUGCGCCCCGAGUGCGUCUGCGCGCUGGCCAACCGCAGCCCCGCGCCCGGCAACCCCUCUCCCGGCGUGGCAGCCCAGGUGAGCCUCAGCUGGCUGGUCAAGACGGUGGACCUGUCGGCAGUGGGACUGGACUGCAGGCAGCUGUGCGGCGGGGGAGGCUACAGCGGUCUCAACGUGACGUGCGCGCUGCCGACGGGAGGCAGCGUGUCGGGGUGCGUGAAGAACACGCCCGCGAACCUGUGUCCGUCGUACGGUGUGAAGUAAGCGGGCUGCUAUAAGGGUGAGGAGGAGGAGGGAGGGAGGGUGAGGAGGGUGAGUUGUGAACUUGUAAUGGAGGAAUGAGUAGAGCGGAUUGUUUAGCUACCGUACAACAUAGGCGCGCGUUUCUUGUGUAGCAGUUGGUUUGUUUGAACCUUGCUUGUUUGUGAAGGUUGAAGGUUUCGUGACGGGUCCUUGCAUGCUAUACCGUACCUACAACUGCCGGGUUUCACCAUCGGGAUAGCAGUACAUGCUCUCUUACUCGAAGCUUGGAAUGCAGCGCGUGUGUGCGCCGUGCGGCCAUUGUUGUCUGUAGCUGUUUAUCUGUACAACCCUUGCGCAAUAUGCUGCGCGCCGGAACACAACAUGGAGAACAGGAGAUCAGCCAUAUUCCUGUCACAGUCAUAUAGGAUCUCGCAAGCAUAGGAUCUAUACCAGUCAUAGGAUCUAUAGCUGUCACUGGUGCAUUUGCAGCAUCUGGAGUGUUGGUGUUGGGGUGGUGGCUGUAUGGAGGGGGUGGCAUGCUGUUUCUGUUAUGGUAACUUUGUUUAGGUGUGGUAGUGAUCGCCGCCUGCCCGCCAUGACACGCCCUUGUAGCUGUUACCGGUUAUCGGCUAUCGUUGCUCACGUCGCGUUGUCCUAAAUCCUGUGCAAGCUGCUGCAAGCGGGAGACCCCAGUAGUCGUUUGGCGGCCGGCAGAAGCAGCUUAUGAGUGACCGUUAUUAAUGCCGGGCUAGCAGUCGGCGGGGCUUCGGUUGUGUGUGUAUUGAUGUUUUGUAAUCACCUUAACUAUGCGAUGAUGUUGUUAUGAGGAUGCCGCCUGCUUGGUGACCUCCUGUUGUGGCCCUUUCCAGUACUGUUUCUGCCGCUGGCUGUUGGGUCUGACGGAUCUAAGGUUCCGUAGGGCCCGGUGACACGCGACAGAAGUAAUACCGUCUCAUUCUGA
Molecule: messenger RNA, 3459 nt
Organism: Astrephomene gubernaculifera
Lineage: Eukaryota; Viridiplantae; Chlorophyta; Chlorophyceae; Chlamydomonadales; Astrephomenaceae
Source: the annotation of a GenBank genome assembly